AUGGCUCCUCCUCUCCCCUCAGCUAAACCCGUCAAGCUCACGGCAAGCUUGACGACCACUGCGCCACUGUCCCGCCGCGGCGAUGGACCAGGCCUGUUGCUCGUAGGGUCAGCGUUCGAGUUCAGCCCCCCUCACAAUAAUACCACCAGCACUUUGGAUCCAUCUCCGCUUCAGAAAUGGGCUGAGGAGGGUUAUACCGUUGCGCAAUUGCAGGUGUCGAACAGUCGGGCGACGAUCAAGGACCAAUUGCGAGAAGCUGUUGAGGCAUUGAGUAGUCAUGAGAAGUGUACCGAAAAAUCUAAGUACGGUAUUAUUGUUUAUUCGUAUUCGCCGUUCACAGUGGAAGAGGUGUCCAAAGCCAUCGAUGACACUGACGAGGUCAAGGCUAUCGUCUCGUACGGCUCUCUGCUAUGCAGAAAGCCGCAUCUCUACCACCUUUCAGAGAAGGGCACAAAGUCCACGGCUGAAAAGGAAGUCGUAUACCGGUAUCCCGAGGUACCAUCUACAUCAUUCAUUCUUCCCUCACACAGAGACUUCCUAUCGGCGUCUGCGGCUGUGGCCCACACUAGAUGUCUGGAAUUUUUGAAGAAACAGCUCGACGGACCUUGGUUUGACCUAGAAGCUAUAUGGGAGGAGCACACAUAUUUCGAAUUCGAGGCCCGUGACGUCGCAGAGACCAUGGCCACCAUGGUUCAGGAGCCGUAUGUCAACCACGUCCCUACCAUCACGGGAGGUAUCGGCCGCAAGAAUCUCAGCAACUUCUACGCAAAUCACUUUAUUUUCAACAACCCCGACGACACCGAGUUGAUUCUUAUCAGCCGAACGACGGGUAUCGACCGCGUGGUUGAUGAAUUCAUCAUGAAGUUCACCCAUGACAAGAUGGUAGAUUGGCUCGCCCCCGGUGUCCCGCCAACGGGCAAAAAGCUACGGAUCCCGAUGUAUUCGGUCGUGAACAUCCGAGGCGAUAGGCUUUACCAUGAGCAUAUCAGUUGGGACCAAUUGACAGUCCUUUUUCAGAUGGGCUUGAUGCCUGAAUACCUUCCAUUCCCUUCCGCUCUGCCGAACGGUCCGAAACGAGAGUACCGCGUCCCAGGAGCCGGAGACGAGACGGCCGCGAAGCUGCUCGAUGAAGACUCCGUCACUUCUAAUGAGAUGUUCAAGUUUGCCAUGCGGGAAGUUUGUUUGAUUGAUUGA
Molecule: messenger RNA, 1194 nt
Organism: Capronia coronata CBS 617.96
Lineage: Eukaryota; Fungi; Ascomycota; Eurotiomycetes; Chaetothyriales; Herpotrichiellaceae
Product: carboxymethylenebutenolidase
Exons: 3
Coding region: 1-1194 (397 amino acids)
Biological process (GO): polyketide metabolic process
Source: RefSeq, a predicted model, not a curated record